Molecule: messenger RNA, 3866 nt
Organism: Chelonoidis abingdonii (Abingdon island giant tortoise)
Lineage: Eukaryota; Metazoa; Chordata; Testudines; Testudinidae
Gene: NEK7
Product: NIMA related kinase 7
Biological process (GO): peptidyl-serine phosphorylation
Cellular component (GO): nucleus
Molecular function (GO): ATP binding; protein serine/threonine kinase activity
Source: RefSeq, a predicted model, not a curated record
GAAACAUCAUUAGAAAGCCAGGAAUAUUCUGUUUGCUGGUAGGAGGCUUUUAUUUUUAUCUCUAAUGGAUUAUGGUUAGUCCUCAAGGGAACCAUGACCAGCUAACAUUUUUAAACACCACUGUCUAACCUAGGUGCUUAGUUGUAUUUAAAAGCAUGUUAAUUAUGUGCUAGCUGACAUGUUCACUAAAAAUACUUCCUUUUCCUACACUAGACAGGGACAAGUUAGGUAGAUGGCUGAUCUAAUAAAAGGUUUCCCCUAUGGAUCCAUGGUCUGCUUUUCAGAAAUCCUGGGCUCUUAUUUACUUCAAAAAGAGCUCAAAGUGCUGAGAUCCUUUCACUCCUGUCAGGGGAGCUGCUGUAUAUUUUGUAGGGCCUAGGAGUCCUUGGCAUGUGUUAGGAUACCUAUGUGGUAAGCAAUGUACGACCACAUAAAAAUAAGUUCCUGCCUGGAAGAAUUUACAAUCUCUGGUCGCAAACUCCACUGCGUAAAGGAAGAAGGUAACUGGUCGAGCAUACAUUGGCUCGUGCGUGGAUGCACUAUUCACUUCUUUUUAUGAGCUCGUCCUGGACCAGUUCAUUUUUAAGCGCAUUGCAAUUCCAAGGACGAGCUAGGCUGUUACGAAUUGCUAAAGUCCCGCUGAAGAGUUUGCUAACACAACCGGAACUGGAAUGGCCACAGCACCCAACAUCUGAUCUGAGUUCAAAAACAUGGCUGCAGAUUGGCCCUAGGUUCUUCACAGCGUAGCAGCCAGUUUUUGUCCCGUCCAACGCAGCUCAGCACCCAGGCAUGUUGCUUCUGAUAGGCACCGGCCUGGCCACGGCACCAGGCGCUCCCAAGUCUAUAGGGAUGGGGGCUAGAACACCCCCUCCGAUCCCAGUCGUUAGGCCCACACUGGGCGCUGCAGGACUCUGCGAGCCCGGCCAAACUCCUGCCGCAACAGCAGUUGCGGGGACCCAACGGCUCCGCUGCGCAAAGCCCUGCUUCUCCAGGGCGAUCGUGGCCUCCCGGCAACACACGCGUCUGGGCGAGCAAUCGACGCGAUCCGGCGCCCGGACCGCUCAGCACAAGAAGGACGGGUGGGGGCCCGCGCUGAGGAGGAGCCCGGAGUCAGCCCCGCCUCUCUCCCCUCGGGGAUGCCGGGAUGUUUACAGUCCUGGCAGCAGCAGCAGCAGCAGCAGGAGGCUGGGCUGCUACCGCCGCGGCCGCUCGGUUCGCGCACGGGGAGCCGCGCAGCGAGCGUCCAGCGCGGCCCGGCCCUGCCUCGGCUCUUGGGUGCAGAUCUCUCCGCGGAGGCAGCGAGGCCGGCUCCGGACCCCCGGCGCGAGGAGGAGGAGGGAGACCGAGGGCUGUCUGUGGGUCUACUCAAUAUGGAGAGCUGGAGUGUCUGUUCCUCUUUAGACCCCUGAGGAACUGAAUAGAAGAACAUAAAAAGCCCUGUUUGAUACAAUGGAUGAGCAGUCACAAGGCGUGCAAGGGCCUCCUGUUCCACAGUUUCAACCACAGAAAGCCUUACGUCCUGAUAUGGGCUACAAUACGUUAGCUAACUUCCGAAUAGAAAAGAAGAUCGGCCGUGGACAGUUCAGUGAAGUUUACAGAGCAGCGUGCCUUUUGGAUGGGGUACCAGUAGCACUGAAAAAGGUGCAGAUAUUUGAUUUAAUGGAUGCCAAAGCCCGGGCUGACUGCAUCAAAGAAAUAGAUCUUCUUAAGCAACUGAAUCAUCCAAAUGUAAUUAAAUACUAUGCCUCCUUCAUUGAAGACAAUGAGCUAAACAUAGUGUUGGAAUUAGCAGAUGCUGGAGACCUCUCUAGAAUGAUAAAGCAUUUUAAGAAACAGAAGAGGUUGAUUCCUGAAAGAACAGUUUGGAAGUACUUUGUUCAGCUGUGCAGUGCACUGGAACAUAUGCAUUCUCGUCGUGUCAUGCAUAGAGAUAUAAAGCCAGCUAAUGUGUUCAUUACAGCUACAGGGGUAGUAAAGCUUGGAGACCUUGGACUUGGACGAUUUUUCAGCUCCAAAACCACAGCUGCACAUUCUUUAGUGGGUACACCUUAUUACAUGUCUCCAGAGAGAAUACAUGAAAAUGGAUACAACUUCAAAUCUGACAUCUGGUCUCUAGGCUGUCUGCUAUAUGAGAUGGCUGCACUGCAGAGUCCCUUUUAUGGUGACAAAAUGAACUUGUACUCUCUGUGCAAGAAGAUAGAACAGUGCGACUAUCCACCUCUUCCUUCAGAUCACUAUUCAGAAGAACUGCGACAAUUAGUUAACAUAUGCAUCAACCCGGAUCCAGAGAGGCGACCAGACAUAGCCUAUGUCUAUGAUGUAGCGAAACGUAUGCAUGCACACACUGCAAGCAGCUGAAUAGACAAAAAUCAUGAAGAAAAGAACCAGAAAUUUUCAAGUAUUUUUGUGCAAAUCCUCCCACCCCUUUUUCAUCUGCGUUACAUAAAUGUAGUUAUUCAGAACAGACUGAUGUGCUUUGAACUGUGAACCAGUUUACACACAAGCUUCCUGAGCUAUUUUUUACCAGUUGUAGUUUAAAAAUAUACGUUUAAAUGGUAAAGAAAAAACAGAUUUAAAAUGUAAAGUAUACUAUGGAAAACAGUGGUUCCUGACAACUUUAAAAAUAGCGAUUUCAAAUGUAUUUUCAAAUGUAUUGUGUUAAUAACAAAAUUGCAAUCAGUUGGGAAUUCAGUUCUAAAACAUCAUAGCACUGCAGUUUUGCACGAUAUGCAUAUUAGGCUUAUUACCUAGAAACAGAAGGUUUGAAUCUUUCUCACUUUGUAUAACUUACGGAAGUUAUGAAUCAACACAAUUAAUGAGUUUAUUUUAAUUUUUGUUCUACAAGGGAAAUAAUUGUAAGAGUUUUUUAUGUAUUUUAUAAUGAGUUGUACGUAGUUUGCAGUCCAUCUUCUCAAGAUAAGUGAAGGUGGAAACCAUCUGAUUAGCUGUUUGGCUGAAAUGGCAACUGUUAAAUGUGAGAAAAAGUUUUUUUGGCAAAAUUGUCAGACACUCAAAAAUCUCUGUAACUUGUCCCUUUUCUUUGUGUUAUUGUGACUUAAAUUAACCCAGAAAAUUGACUUUAAGGGUUUGGUUUGGCCAGGUUAAACCCCAUACUUGCAAUUUGAUUGGUAUGGCUUCACCUGCAUACUUGUGCAACACUUCAUUGACUUCAGUGGGUCUGUGCACAGUCAGAUCCUAAAACCCUUGUAGCUUCCUGUUGUGGUAAAUAGGGUUCGUCUGCACAGUCACAUGGCUGUCUGAACAGUCCUGUUUGAAGGAUGAGGGCCUUAAGUUACAACUCCCUAGGGAUUUCUGUUUGUGGUGGUGUUUCUAGAUUUUGUUUUUAAAUUCUUUGGAUGACCGUAUACUACUGUAUUUUUAAUUCCUUCUAAAAAUACUUUUUUAAUCCAAUGCCUAUUGCCCAAAAUACAACUGUUCACUGUAAUACAAACACGUUUCAUAAAAAUACCUGGUUGUAUUAUGUACCUUAUCUUUUUUUUAUAGCCCUAAAAACAUCGUUUUAUAUGCUAUAAAAGUUACUUUAGCUUUUGUAUUUAAAGAAAAAAAAUCAGUGCUGCUUUAUUUGUGUAGUCAGCAUAUUUGUUGAUUAUACUUUAAAAUGUUAUCAUUUCACCAAUAUUUUAUCUGAGUUGGAAAGUAAGUUCAAAAUAUUUUGGUUACACUUAUAUUGGUCACUUUGUAUGCAUGAAUGAUUUAUUUUAUUUGGAAGUGAAAGUAAGUACACACCAAUACUUUGUACUUAUAAAUACGGAUGAAAAUUGAGGUCUAAUUUCUCAGAAUUUCAAGACCAUAUUUUUAAACAAACACAUAAAGCUGUCAAAGUGGUUCAUUGCUGCAAGGUUGAC